AGCCAGCGAAGAAGAAAAAAAGCAUCGCCGUAAUAAACACGGUUUCCAUUUAUUUUUAAGGAUUCAGAUCAUUACAGGUGAGAAAUAGUACGGUUCUGAUUCUUUUGGUUUGCACUACUGGCAUAUUUUUGAAUUCAUAUGUAUUGUUAUUGGAGGGUUAUCUAUAAAAUAGAAGUUUGUUUAAAAGAAAAAUAAUAAAAUAUAUUUACAUAAAUGCUUAAUUGAUUAUAGAUUGAACCUUUUCUGGCAAGGCGCUUCUCAACAAUUUAAUUCCAGUAUUUUUUGACAUUCUAACUCACCGCUUAUGCAGGAACAGGCCAGUUGCACAGAUAAGCAACACUUAACCUUCUUACUGCAUUUAUCCCAGUAUGGAGCAACAAAUUAUAUCAGCAACCCUUCCUAUGCUGGUUCUCGGACUAGGAUGGACAGGCCAAUUCUUGGCUGAGCUCAUGGUCUCUAUGAAUAUAAACUAUGCUGCUACAACACGCGAUGGGCGUAACAGCACGAUCAAAUGGAACAUGCCGAGCAAGUGCGAUGCAAUUGAUGUGUCACAAUUACCCAAAGCCAAAACUGUCCUUGUUACUUUUCCAGUACUUGAGCGUGACUGUAUGAAUAGGUUGAUUGAUGUUUAUGAAGAACAACAUGACAUAUCGUCUCAAUGGAUAUUAUUGUCGUCCACUCGCCCAUUUGUCGGCCAACCCGCCAACCGACAUACUCCUCUUGAUCGCAGUAAAGAUACAGGACGUAUGGGCGCAGAGGAUGUUGUUAUCGAACGUGGGGGUUCUGUUCUCCAUUUGGCAGGGCUAUGGGGAAAUCAAAGACAACCGAAAGGUUGGGUUCCUCGCUUCGCUACAAUGGAUGCUAUAAAAAACAAGCUUUUAACACGUCAAUUACAUCUAAUUCAUGGAAAAGACGUUGCAAGGGCUAUACUAGCUGUCCACAACAAUUUCAAAUCUGGCGAACGAUGGAUUAUCACUGACAAUGGCUGCUAUGAUUGGUUAAAACUGUUCCUUGUCUGGGGCACAGAAGAGCAAAUUAAGAUGGCCAGGUAUUUAGCUGAAAAUGAUGAAACUUGCCAGAAAGCUUUGGGUGAUAGCUCAUUGGAGGAAAUAGUCGAACGAGGUGGUGUUCAACCUCGAUUGGACUCAACUGAAUUUUGGAACACAUUCAGUAUUAAAGCUGUCGAAUAUUUAAAAAUAGAAUAACAGACAAAUAAUUGUAUACUAAGAAAUACGGUUUUGAGUUUUUGGACCGACCUCUUACUCGUUAUCUUUAAG
This is a messenger RNA of Mycotypha africana, 1277 nucleotides long. RefSeq lists its product as uncharacterized. The record is from RefSeq and is a predicted model, not a curated record. Lineage: Eukaryota; Fungi; Mucoromycota; Mucoromycetes; Mucorales; Mycotyphaceae. The transcript is spliced from 2 exons. Bases 369 to 1205 code for a protein of 278 amino acids.